This is a messenger RNA of Ostertagia ostertagi, 600 nucleotides long. Lineage: Eukaryota; Metazoa; Nematoda; Chromadorea; Rhabditida; Trichostrongylidae. The record is from the annotation of a GenBank genome assembly.
AUGCUGGAUAGAUGCCGUGGAGCCGUCGUCGAUAUCUGUCAGUUUUAUAGCCGUACGCAGCUAUUCAAUGCGUUCGGCUUUGGUGCCAUUAUUCCUGGACAGAAGAAAGUCUCGCCGGUUUUCAAUUUGAACCUCUCCUCAAGCUGCGUGGUGCGCCGCCUAGAAGGCGUUCUGAACGCCUACCACAAAUGCGUACCGCUCGUUCGCCUUUAUGGCCCUACCAAUUUCGCUCCGGUAAUCACAGAAGCAGCACGAAGAGCGGCUGAAGUACGCGAUGGUUCUCACUACCAGAUCUUCCUAAUCAUCACUGAUGGAGCAAUUUCCGACAUGUCAAGUACGAAGCGGGCCAUUAUAAAUGCUUCCUAUUUACCUCUUUCAAUAAUUAUUGUCGGAGUGGGCAAUGAGGACUUCAGCAGUAUGGCCGAACUCGAUUCAGACGACAUGCUGCUUUCACAUGACGGUCGAACCGCUCAACGAGAUAUAGUACAGGUAAUCGCAGUACCGAAAUCUCGACGUGAUUAUGCACGUGAUAUGCAGAUGUUCAUGGAAGAACCCGGUGUUCUACCAUUUCCAUUCCUCUCUGAUCCACCUGAAUACUAG